This is a messenger RNA of Drosophila takahashii, 8000 nucleotides long. RefSeq names its product zinc finger SWIM domain-containing dorado (gene Dora). The record is from RefSeq and is a predicted model, not a curated record. NCBI's taxonomy places the organism in Eukaryota, Metazoa, Arthropoda, Insecta, Diptera, Drosophilidae. Gene Ontology annotation, cellular component: Cul2-RING ubiquitin ligase complex. Gene Ontology annotation, molecular function: zinc ion binding.
GUGCUAGAGACGGGGCCAAAAAACGCCGUUCCUGGUGAUGGGACAAAAACAUCGAUUGUGGCAAGAGAACAUCGGUGUUUUCAUCGGUGUUUCUCCACCUCCGACGACCGACUGCUUUGCGUCGCUCGUUUCACCUACGAAAGUAAAAACAAAGCCGUGCAAAAGUGUCCGAAAACCGUGCGUAGCUUCAGACAAUUCGUAACUCGGCCAGCCAACUCGAGAGGCGCCGUUUUGGGCCGUUCCCGUUGUCGGUACUCGCGGAAUCCAGCGGAAAUUAAGGACUUUUGAAAAACGUUCGCCCCAAACGCAUUUCGUUCGUUCACUCACACACACACACACGCACAGUCGCAGACAAACACAUCGCGCAGCGCAUAUACACAAAGAAAAGAAGGCAGUGAAAAUCGACAAGCGCACGCAUGCACACACAGAGGCGAAAAAGUGUUGAUAUAUAUCCAAUAUAUUGAUAUAUAUUUAUAUGUAUAUUGAUGUUGUGUGCACCGUUGUUGUUACUGCUACUGCCGUGUGAGUGAGAGUGGGACAGAGUGAGUGGCAGCAGUGUGGGCGAGGGAGGGAGCGCGCAGGAUAAAGCGAAGAUGAGCCACAAAGCAAAGGAGUGAAAAAAUAAUUAACGGCGAAGAGAGUGGAAAGAACAGAGCGCACUGAAGAGGAGCAGGAGCAGCAGCAAAACUAACAACAUCAACAACAACGACUAGGAGACCCCCUUCAACUACAACUACAAAUUGGUCCUCUCAUUUUGGCAGUCGUGCAAGCCCCAUCUCGCUCUCUCUUUCGGUGGGGGAUACGAAAAAGUUCACAUGCAACAACAACGACAACAAACAAUAGCAGUCGCAGUCGACGCGGGCAGAGGCAGAGGCAGCGACAGAGACCGCGGCGCACUGAACGUAUUUUGUACAUAUAAACAAAAAUAGUUUUUAAACUCCCAAAUCUAAAUCUAAAUCUAAAGUUAAAACUAAAGCCCUAAGCAUAAAUCUACAGUAAAUAAGUUAAUUAAAAGCAAGCAAAUCAAGCAUAGAGAAACGCGAGGUAGAGAAAGGGGAGGAGAGAGACAAAGAGAGAGAUAGAGAGAGAGAGGAGAACGCUCAAAAGAAAUUCGCCUUUUACACGAUUUUAAAUUGAGCGUUUGGUUUGGCAGAGAUCCAUUAUACAUACAUCCAUCCAAAAAAAAAAAACGAAAAAAAUAGCGGGAGAGAGAGAGGAGCAGGGCCGAGCGGAGCGGAGCAACAACAAACAAUCGGGGAGCGGGAGCGGGAGCGGGAGCGGGAGCAGCUGAAAAAGGAGCAACUGUAAACACACACAAUCUCAGCCUCACGCUGGCGAAUCGCAACGGCAGCAACAACAACAGAGGAGGAGGCGGUGACGCUGGAGGCGGGGCAGCUGUGCCCGCCGCUUCCCGCAACAACAACAACAACCACAACAACAACGGAGGCGGCAACAACAACAAUGGAGGCGGAGGAGCGGCUGCAGUCGGCGCUGGCGCCGAAGGAGCAGGCGGCGGAGGAGGAGCGGGCAGAGAUGGUGCUGCAGCGGGAGGGGGAGCGGGAGCGGGAGGAGCAGCAGCCAACGAAUGGAACCCAGAGGAAAUGGACCGCUUCAGCUCCGACGACUCCAUCCGCUUCGAGGAGGACUCGCUGUGCAGCUGGAGCUCCGAACCGGAGUCGCUGUGCAACAACUGGCGCGGCUGGAAGAAGCCCGCUGCGGGCAGCGGAGCAGGCAGCGGCGGCCUGAGCGGCAUGGGCAGCGGCAUGGCGAUAGCGUUCGGAGCAGGUGCCUCCGCCUCCUGCACGCCGGGCGGCAGUGGAGCGGCCAUGGCCAGCACAUCCACCUGCGGCAGAUAUUAUGAAGUUUCCACAUUGGCCGAACUGGCAGCCCGCUGUGUGGCCUCCUACAUACCGUUCGAGCUGGUGGAGCACGUGUAUCCGCCGGUCCCAGAGCAGCUCCAGCUACGCAUUGCGUUCUGGAGCUUUCCGGACAACGAGGAGGACAUCCGGUUGUAUUCCUGCCUGGCCAACAGCUCGGCGGAUGAGUUCAAUCGCGGCGACUCGUUGUUUCGCGUGCGAGCCGUCAAGGAUCCGCUGCAAAUAGGCUUUCACCUGUCGGCCAGCGUGAGUCAGACGCCGCGUGCGUACUUCAAUGUGGCGGUCACCUUUGACCGCCGACGCAUCUCCUCUUGCAACUGCACCUGCACCUCGUCCGCCUACUGGUGCUCCCACGUGGUCGCCGUUUGUCUGCAUCGCAUCCAUUGCCCCCAGGAAGUCUGUUUGCGGGCACCGGUCUCCGAAUCGCUGACCCGCCUGCAACGCGACCAGCUGCAAAAGUUCGCCCAGUAUCUGAUCAGCGAGCUGCCCCAGCAGAUCCUGCCGACGGCCCAGCGACUCCUGGAUGAGCUGCUCAGCGCCCAGCCGACGGCGAUCAAUACGGUGUGCGGUGCACCCGAUCCAACGGCUGGGGCCUCGAUCAACGACCAGACCAGCUGGUAUCUGGACGAGAAGACGCUGCAUAACAAUAUCAAGCGGAUACUCAUCAAGUUCUGUUUGCCCGCCCCGAUUGUGUUUAGUGAUGUCAACUAUCUGACCAACUCGGCUCCACCGGCGGCGGCCGAAUGGAGCUCUUUGCUGCGGCCGCUGCGAGGUCGUGAACCGGAGGGCAUGUGGAAUCUGCUCUCGAUUGUGCGCGAGAUGUACAGGCGCUGCGAUCGGAACGCAGUGCGUCUGCUGGAGAUCAUCACCGAGGAGUGCUUGUACUGCGAUCAAAUACUCAUCUGGUGGUUCCAGACCAAGCUGGCCCUGAUGAUGGGCUCCCACGGCCAUUCGGGCGGCAAGCACUCGAACACGCACUCCAAUUCGACGGCCCUGCAGCACGCGUGCAGUUCGCUGUGCGACGAGAUUGUGGCUCUGUGGCGGCUGGCCGCUUUGAAUCCCGGCCUGGCGCCGGACGAGCGGGACAUGCUGCAUGCCCAGUUUACUGCCUGGCACCUCAAGAUACUCGAUCGCGUGGUCAAGAGCCGUAUGAUGCCAUCGUCGUACACGAACAAGCAUCAGCAGAAUUCGCGAUCGGAAACGGAGUUGUUUAUUGGCUUCAAGCCGGCCAUUGAGGCAUGCUAUUUGGAUUGGGAGGGUUAUCCCAUUCCUGGAGUGACUCACACCCACGACACGAAUCCCAUCUACUACUCACCGUUCACCUGCUUCAAGCACACGGACCUCAAGGGCGAGUCCAGCAAUCCCGGCCAGCUAAACGCCACCCAGGCGCUGAUGACGAACAACAAGCACUAUAAUUACUUUAGUGCGUCCAGCGAUCAUGCGGGCAUGCAUGCGGGAGCCUUUAAGCAGCGAUUGGAUCGACCCUUUAGGGAGUCGCGAUUCUAUGCGAAUCCGAGCGAUUUGGAUGGCGGAUCAGCGGCAUUGCCUGGCGGAGGAGGAAACGGCAGGUUUUCCACGGGUAAUCUGGGUGCUGUUGUCGGUGGAGCAGGAGGAGGAGGCAGCGUCGCAGGAGGUGUCACCGGCGGUGGAGGAGGAGGAGUGAACAACUCGGUUGGAGCAGCGACCGUUGAAGCGAAUACCGUACAGCUGCAGCAGCAGCAGCAGCAGCUGGUCAGCGGCUCAUCGGGAGUCGGUGGCUCGGCGGCAAAUGCCAAGGCAGCCGGAGGAGCAGCCGAUGGCAAUCGCUCGAGUGCCAGCAGCGAGGGAUUCUGUGAGAAUGACGAUUUCGGCGGCGACACCAGCAGCAGUCACAAUUACUGCCCACCGGGCGGCGGACAAGCGGUGGUGCCUGGCCAGAAAUCGGCCCUCACGGAGUCUGAUUCGCAGAGCAGUUUCGAUGCCGUGUCGCAGCAGAGCAAGGAUGAGCCGCCAGUGGGUGUGCCAGUGGGUGUAGAACAAGUGCUCUCCACCUCGGACACUUCGUCGGCCUCGUCGGCAUCGUCAUCGGCUUCGACUGCGUCGGGGAGCUCGAACAGCUCCACUUCCUCGAUGCUGAUGGCUGGUCAGGAGGCUGCUGUUGGAGGAGCAGUGCAGCAAGCACCGCGUCGCCUGAGCAAGGAUGAAUCCUUUAGCAGCAGCAGCGAUGAGUUCAAUCAGGCGGGAGGAUCGGCAGCGGGUGGCGUGGCUGCUGGGGAAUCCGCACAGGGAGGAGCGGUGGCCACAGCUGGCGGAGAUCUCACGCCAGUGCCCAGCACUUCGGCAGCCGCCCGAGCUGCCUUGGCCGCCAGUUGCUCCGCGGUGCCUGUAACUACACCUCUUCAAGCAACCAGUUCGGUCGGUGCUUCGGUGGAACAGCCCAGCACCUCAUCCGCCUCCGUGCACGCAGCUCGAACUUUGGCAGCGGCUGUGGCCGCCUCCAGCGACAAGCCGCAUGUAUUCUCCAAUGUCCGGCCCACGGAGGACGCUUGGGACAUACUGUUGGCCCGAGCCGAGGGACUGCAUGCCCAUGGACACGGCGGCGAGGCCUGCAUUUUGGCCGUUCGCCUGGCCGAGCAGAUGCUGGCCAAUCCGCCCAAUCUGCUGCUCGAACUGCCGCCCGCACCGAAGAGGAAGGGCAAGAAGCAGAACGUGAAUCCCAUCUCGCAUCAGCUGACCGUCGUCGCCUCCGCCACGCUGUCCAAAUGCGCUUUCCUCUGCACCGUGCUGUCGGAGAAUUCGGAGCACUAUCACAUCGGCUUUCGGAUAUGUCUGUUUGCGUUGGAGAUGCCGCGACCGCCGGCUAGCACCAAGCCGCUGGAGGUGAAGCUGGCCAACCAGGAGGCCGACAUACUGGCGCUGCUCAAGCGUUUGCCGCUCGGCUCGGCGGAGCUGCAGGUGAUUCGCGAGCGAGCCGAGCAGCUGCGCAGCGGAACCUUCAAGACGCGCGGCGAGGCUCUGCUGCCGAUCAACCUGGCUACGUUUAUUUUCGAUGCUCUGGUUACGCUCAGUCCGGCCAGUGGGUCUGCCAUUGGACCCGGAGUGGCUUCUUCUUCAAGCUCAAGUGGCGCAGGAAGUGCGGCUGGCAAAUCUAUGGUAAAUCCAGGCUCCCGUUUGAUGCUCUACAAGCACAACAGCGACGAGAGCCUCGGAUUCGAUGCUGCAGUGGCCGCGCUUGGACUGAAGGCCAAUGUCUCGGAGGCAGAGCAUCCGCUGCUGUGCGAGGGAACCCGCCGGCAGCGCGGCGAUCUCGCCCUGACCCUGCUCUCCCACUACAAGGACGAGCCGAGGAAGAUAGCCAAGAUCAUGGAGAAGCUGCUGGACAGGGAAAUACACACGCUGCUGAAUGCACCGCUCCUGCCCGCCUACUACUCGAGUAAUCCGCCGGUGAGGACGCCGAGCAAUCAACCGACGCGGCGGGAGGAGCACGAUUAUGGAGGCUCCGGCUCUGGUGGAUGCGCCUCCUCCAACUGCAAUCCGGUGGCCAAUCUGUGUGAGCUGCUGCCAGCGGAUUAUGGCAGUGUGGGAGGAAACAGUCGACCGCACAGCUCGACGAGCGCCGAACUGGAGCUGAGCAUGUGCGCCCUGAGCAUGGCGAGCAGCCAGUCGGGCGGCGGCGGCGGAGGAGGAGGAGGAGGAGGAGGAGGUGGCCAGGGCAUGGUGCCCACACCGAAUGCGGCGGGAAAUACGGGAACACCCAGUUCCAGCAGUACUACGGUUAGCGGUGGGCAGAAUCCCAAUGGGAAUCCCAGUGGCAGUGGAGGAGGAAACGGUGGCAACGGAGGCGGCGGAAGUUCCAGCAGCAGCCGGAGCAAGGAGAGCCGCUACAAGGGCAAGAGGGCCUACCCAUCGAUACCCAACCAGCCAUCCGAGGCCAGUGCCCACUUUAUGUUCGAGCUGGCCAAGAAUGUGCUGACCAAGGCGGGCGGCAAUAGUUCCACCUCGCUGUUCACCCAGGCGAGCACCAGCCAGAAUCACCAUGGACCCCAUCGUGCCCUCCACAUGUGCGCCUUUCAGCUGGGACUCUAUGCUUUGGGUCUGCACAACUGCGUCAGUCCCAAUUGGCUGUCGCGAACCUAUUCGUCGCAUGUCUCCUGGAUUCUCGGCCAGGCGAUGGAGAUUGGUGCGCCGGCCAUUAGUUUCCUGAUCGACACUUGGGAGGCGCACCUCACGCCGCCCGAGGCGGCUGGCAUGGCGGAUCGGGCGUCUCGGGGAUGGGACAGCAAUAUGGUUUACCCCGCCGCCGAGUUGGCCCUCUCCGUUCUGCCCCACGCCGCAGCCCUCAAUCCGAACGAGAUCCAGCGCGCGAUCCUGCAGUGCAAGGAGCAGAGCGAUCUAAUGCUGGAGCGAGCCUGUCUCACCGUCGAGACGGCUGCCAAGGGUGGCGGUGUCUAUCCGGAGGUCCUCUUCCAGGUGGCCCGCUACUGGUACGAGCUGUACAUGCGCAACACGCCGAACAACAGCGAGCACGAGCCGCAUGAGGAUACCAUGGACCACUCGGCGGUCAGUCUGAGCGCUUUGAUUGAGUCGCAGCAGCAGCACGAGCUUCAGCAGCAGCAGCAGCAGCAGGCGGUGCAGCAGCAGCAGGCAGUACAGCAGCAGCAACAGCAGCAACAACAGGUUGUGCAACAGCAACAGCAGGUGGUGCAGCAACAGCAGCUCGGCAUGCCCAAUCCCGGGGUGCCGGGCGGACCCGGAGGACUCCCUGUGGCCGUGCCCCCGCCCGUUGUGGGCUCUGUGCCGAAUCCGCAGGCCCAGUUCCAGCCCGUGGGCGUCGCCUCACUGGCUCCCCUCGGCCUGGCGCCCUAUCCGCCGUAUAGCUUCUGCCAGGGCCUCUACGCUCAUCAUCACAACCUGAGCUAUCCGCCCGGUCAGAUGCAAAUGUACAUCUCGGCGGGACCGCCGCCGCCGCCGCAGGGAUAUGGUGGCUACCAGCAGGCGCCGCCCCAGCAGCCGCCCAAUCAGCAGCAGCAGCAGCAGGUGGUGCAGCAGCAACAGCAGCAGGUGGUCCAGCAGCAGCAGGUCCAGAUGGCGGGUCAGGCGCCGCCGGGUCAUCCGGGACAGCAGGUUCAUCCGGGGCAGCCGCCGUCUGGCUUCCAGCAGCCACCGCCGCCGGGAGCUUUCCAGACGCUGCCGCCGCAGGCCUACCAGGCGAUGCAGGCGGGUCCGCCGGGACCACCGAUGGGACCGCCACAGGGAUAUUACGGCCCACCGCCACCUCCGCCUCCGAACGGCGGACCACCGGGAGUGGGCGUUAACGUGGGCGUGAUGCCAAUGCGCCAGCACCAGCACCAACAUCCCGUCUACCCCUUCAUGCAGCAGGCGCCGCCGCAGCCGCAACAGCAGCAGCAGCCGCCGCCUUCGCAGCCACCUGUGCGACAACGACAACCGCAUCAAUUCACACCCACCCAGCUGCGCUAUCUGCUGGCCGCCUACAAUGUGGGCAUGCUGGCCAUGGAGACGCUGGCGCGACGCGUUCACGAUGACCGGCCGCAGGCGAAGUACGCCCGAAAUCCGCCGUACGGCGAGGAUGUCAAGUGGCUGCUGCGGAUCAGCAAGAAGCUGGGCACCCAGUAUCUGCAUCAGUUCUGCAUCUGUGCGGUCAACUCGAUCGUCAGUCCGUUCGUCCUGCACGACGUGGCCAUUGAGUCGGCGCACUAUCUGGGCAGGAAUAACCACCAGCUGGUGAUGCAGCACCUGCGCUCGGCGCUCACACCGCUCGUCCAGAAGUGCCAGCAGAUGUACAUUCAGUGCAUCCAUCAGAAGCUGUACCACCUGACCCAAGGUGACUACGAGGAGUUUGCCAGCAUUGUGGUGGCAGCCCGCGCCGCCUUUCAGAUUACCCCCGAGGGCAGCGCCCAAUUCAAGGACUGGCUGCAGUCCAUCAAGCGAUCCAAAUCGUGCAAGAAAGAGCUGUGGACCCAGAUCAAUGCGGCUCUGCAAAGCAACUCCAAAUGACAAAGACUUGACUCCUGCAAUCUGAUGACGGCAGUGGCAACAGGAACAUUGGCGACGACGGCGGCGGCUGCAGCGACAGCGGUGACCGCAGAGUGCAAGUCAACAGCGCCGGCUGGCGGUAGCAGUGCC